This is a messenger RNA of Beta vulgaris subsp. vulgaris (sugar beet), 1829 nucleotides long. RefSeq lists its product as uncharacterized. Bases 71 to 1297 code for a protein of 408 amino acids. NCBI's taxonomy places the organism in Eukaryota, Viridiplantae, Streptophyta, Magnoliopsida, Caryophyllales, Amaranthaceae. The record is from RefSeq and is a predicted model, not a curated record. The transcript has 2 exons.
CUUGAUUCAUUUUCUUCUGAAAUUCCUAUUCAUUCUUCCAUCUUCUUGAUUUCGUUUCAAUUCUGAAAUCAUGUCUGAAACAAAUUCAAACAAAACAAACAAUUCUACUCUCACACCUAAUCAAGAUCCUACGAGUUCAUACUACAUCCAUCCAUCUGAUAUGAACUCUUUGCAAUUAGUUUCAACUAAAUUUAGUGGAGUUGGUUAUGGUGAUUGGAAGCGUAGUAUGACUAUAGCAUUAUCAGCCAAGAACAAGCUUGGUUUUAUUACUGGAGAAAUUACUAAGCCAACAGAUCCUGAUGAUCCUAAUCUGAAACCUUGGGAACGUUGUAAUGACAUGAUUAUUUCAUGGAUUUUACACAAUCUAGACGCUACUAUAGCUAGGAGUGUGUUGUAUUUCAAUUCAGCUUUUGAAAUUUGGAAAGACUUGGAAGAAAGAUAUGGAUAUACUUCUGGACCUCAACUUUAUUCUCUUGAACAACAACUCUCAGAGAUCUCACAAGGAGAAAGUAGCAUAGCAGAGUAUUUUACGAAAAUCAAGAUGAUUUGGGAUGAGGUGAACUCAGCUAAUCCUCUGCCUACCUGUAUCUGUAAUCUUUGCACUUGUAACCUGACAAAGAAGAUCUACAAGAUGCAACAGGAACAAAGGCUUAUGCAUUUUCUCAUGAAGCUAAAUGAGGCUUUUGCUCCAGUGAGAGGUCACAUUUUAAUGAUGAAUCCUUUACCAGCUCUAACUCAAGCAUAUCGAUUGUUGAUUCAAGAAGAAAGACACAAAGAGCUCAGUCAACUCUCUACUCAGACUGAUAGUAUGGCUUUUGCUGCAGACAGAAGAAAAUUCUCUGAUAAUAGGAGUGAUAAUAGAGGAUUUUACAAGCCCAUUAAUUCUUCUAUGAAUUACAAGCCUCCUCCAUAUUCACAGCAAGGAGUGCAGAUGAUUUCUGGUACUAAGAGGCCAUAUCCCAACUCUUAUUCAUCUUAUUUUUGCAAUCAUUGCAACAGAUCCGGACAUUCUAUUGAAAGAUGCUGGAAGUUACAUGGGUAUCCAAAUGAUACCAAGUUCAAUAAAUUCAAAGGUGUUGCAGCCAUUGCUCAACAACCAGAUUCUCAUGAUGCUGAAGUUCACAACUCAGACAACAUUGCUGCUCCUAUCAUCACCAAAGAACAAUAUGCUCAUCUUCUUUCUCUUUUAAGCAAAUAUCCAGACUCUUCUUCCACACCACUUGAAGAUGGUGAGAUAUCUGGUCAAGCUCACUUAGCAGGGCCAUUUGCAGAAAGGGCCUCCUCUUCUUCUUGGUAAUCUGAGUGGUGGUUUAUAUGGUUUGGAAGGUUUCAAGUCUCAACAAAUUGCUUCCACUUCUACGUAUGACAAGCAUUGUAAUCAGACAUCUUCUGUAAAUAUUGAUGAUUCUCAAAGAUGGCAUACUAGACUAGGACAUUUGCCUUUUACUCAAUUCAAACACAUUCCUUCUCUUGCACAUCUUAAAGAUUGUAAGGAUUGUGGCAUAUGUCAAGUCUGUCCUGCUGCGAAACAAACUAGGUCUAGCUUUCCUAGUAGUAGCAUUAAAACAACACAUGCUUUUCAGCUUAUACACAUUGAUGUUUGGGGUCCAUAUAGGCAAAGUACUCAUAAUGGCUUUACUCAAUUUCUUACUAUUGUGGAUGAUUUUACAAGAACUACAUGGAUUCAUCUAUUGAAAUACAAAACUGAUGUUAUGAAUGAUUUCUGUCAAUAUGUUGAGACACAAUAUAACACUAAGAUUCUUUGUGUGAGAUCGGAUAAUGCCAAGGAACUAGUGGAAGGUGCUAUGCUCUCUUUCUACAAGAAGAAA